AUGUCUGGAAACUCUUCUGUCGGACAGGCCUCAGUCUACGAGGCCGGGGAUCAGCGCAAUUACAAAAAGUCAGAGAUCAACAAGUCAGACCCAUACAAUGAGGGGAAGGAGAACUCCCAUAAUAUCUUGGAUUCCAAGGAUGAGCGAUCCAUCGCCAACAAACUAGCAGCUGCAGAGCGCCAGGGAGAGCCCGAGGAAGAUCUGGAAACGAAAUUGGGCAAGAAGGACCCCACAUUGCCUGCAAAAAUUCACGGUAACGAGCCGUCCAAAGGCGCCAAGAUUGACGCUGAGUUGCAAGCCGAGGAGCAGGAACUUCUCAAGAAUAAGGGCAAGGCGUAA
Clonostachys byssicola is the source of this 339-nucleotide messenger RNA. The record is from the annotation of a GenBank genome assembly. NCBI's taxonomy places the organism in Eukaryota, Fungi, Ascomycota, Sordariomycetes, Hypocreales, Bionectriaceae.